AUGCGUGAGAUUGUUCACAUCCAAGCCGGGCAAUGUGGAAACCAGAUUGGUGCCAAGGUAAGAGACCUAUAAUUAAGGUGAAAUCCGCAGGAAGCCCUUGAAAAUACGUGAAGAAAUGUCUUUGAAAAAAAGAUUGAAAGACAUUUUUCAUAGCGUGAAAUCUCGAAAGCUUAAGUUAACAUUUUCCCCCAAAUUUUACUUUUUUUCGGAAUAUUUUCCAUCCCGAAAUCCAUCGAAAUCUUGAUCAGAAUAUCCACAAGGCAUUACGGAUUGUCUCGACCUCAAAAUGGUCGUAUUUUCGAUACGAUUCGAUAGCUUUCAAAUCUUCCUUUUUCAGUUCUGGGAAGUGAUCUCCGACGAACAUGGAAUUGAACCCACUGGAGUCUACAACGGUGAUUCCGACUUGCAGUUGGAGCGAAUCAACGUUUAUUAUAACGAAGCAAGUGGGGGAAAAUAUGUGCCAAGAGCUGUGUUGGUGGAUUUGGAACCCGGAACAAUGGAUUCGGUGCGAGCUGGCGCCUUCGGACAGCUGUUUAGACCCGAUAACUUUGUUUUUGGUGAGGAGCUUCGGUUAAAUUAUAGAUAAAUUUGAACUUACUAAGAGAUUUGAUGGGAAUUAUUUGUUAUUUUACUUCUUAAAUUUUUUAAAACUCGUUCAUUUUAGGUCAAAGCGGCGCCGGCAACAACUGGGCCAAAGGGCAUUACACUGAGGGCGCUGAGCUCGUCGACAACGUUCUCGACGUUGUGCGGAAAGAAGCCGAAGCCUGCGAUUGUCUCCAAGUAUGUCCGCUUACUUUUUCUCCAAGGAUCAUUCGUAUUUUAGGGUUUUCAAAUGGCCCACUCUCUUGGCGGCGGGACCGGAUCUGGAAUGGGAACUCUGCUGAUCUCCAAGAUCCGCGAAGAAUACCCGGACCGUAUUAUGGCCACUUACUCUGUCGUUCCGUCUCCAAAAGUCUCUGAUACGGUGGUCGAGCCAUACAAUGCAACGUUGAGUGUCCAUCAACUGGUCGAGAAUACGGACGAAACUUUUUGCAUUGACAAUGAAGCGCUGUACGACAUUUGCUUCAGGACUUUGAAAUUGAUGACCCCAACUUAUGGGGAUUUGAACCAUCUGGGUAGGUGACAAGAGCAAUUCGAAUGUAUUUGAUAUGAAUCACAUUGCACGUCAAACUCGGCUCAACGGUCCAGUGAAUAGGUUGGCAAUCCGCCACCAAAGACUCGAAAAAACUUUUAGUCGACGAAGAAAUGGGGAUUUUUUGAGGCGAGAGAGCAGGUUUUUGCGAGUCUUUUUCUCUGACUUCUCUGUGAAAACAAGACGAAGUGUAAAAAACCGAUAGCGAAGGGUCUAUUCCGGUAACUCAGUCCUCAGUUUGAUGUGUAUUGUUCUUGGUAAAUUCAAAAAUUUUUUUAACAACUUUGUCAAAAUUUCUGCGUAUCUCCAAGUUUUUAACUUACAGUAUCCAUGACCAUGUCCGGUGUGACGACUUGCCUCCGUUUUCCUGGUCAACUUAACUCCGAUCUCCGCAAGUUGGCCACAAAUCUUGUCCCAUUCCCGCGUCUUCACUUUUUUAUGCCGGGAUUUGCCCCGCUGACCUCUCGUGGCUCCCAACAAUACCGUGCGCUGACUGUGCCCGAGUUGACGCAACAAAUGUUCGAUGCCAAGAACAUGAUGGCUGCCUGUGAUCCGAGACAUGGCAGAUACUUGACUGUGGCCGCUAUUUUCAGAGGCAGGAUGAGCAUGAAGGUCAGGAGACAAAAUAAACUUUUUUUGCUUUUCAAUCGUCCACAAUAACCCCAAAUUUGAUUGCAGGAAGUGGAUGAGCAAAUGCUGAACGUCCAGAACAAGAACUCCUCCUAUUUCGUUGAAUGGAUCCCGAACAACGUGAAGACCGCGGUUUGCGACAUCCCGCCUCGAGGCGUCAAGAUGGCCGCUACUUUCAUCGGCAACUCCACUUCGAUUCAAGAGCUUUUCAAGCGAAUUAGCGAACAGUUCACGUCAAUGUUCCGCCGGAAGGCGUUCUUGCAUUGGUACACGGGAGAAGGGAUGGAUGAGAUGGAGUUCACUGAGGCCGAGAGCAACAUGAAUGACCUGGUUUCCGAAUACCAACAAUAUCAAGAUGCCACUGCCGACGAUGAGGGAGAGUACGAUGAACAGGAAGACCUGGAGUAA
Messenger RNA from Bursaphelenchus xylophilus (pine wood nematode), 2170 nucleotides. Lineage: Eukaryota; Metazoa; Nematoda; Chromadorea; Rhabditida; Aphelenchoididae. The record is from the annotation of a GenBank genome assembly.